GAUUAGAAUCAAAGAAAAAAUUUUCUGAUGUAUCUUCUUCCACAUCUUUAAGACAUUCGAUUAAAGUAUAUGAAUUUACUUUAGAUAAUACAAAACAAAGAAUUAUUGAAACACCUGAUGAGGAUCCAGAACCAGUUAUUUCACAACGAAUAGUUUUAGAUACUCUUGUUACAUAUGAUUAUAAAAAGAAAAAAUAUGUACCAAUUCUAACUAAAAAUGGUGAAAUUACUAAAAGAUAUCCAGGAGGAAUAUUUGUACAAUAUUUAUAUG
This is a messenger RNA of Cetraspora pellucida, 270 nucleotides long. Lineage: Eukaryota; Fungi; Glomeromycota; Glomeromycetes; Diversisporales; Gigasporaceae. The record is from the annotation of a GenBank genome assembly.